Pocillopora verrucosa is the source of this 1207-nucleotide messenger RNA. Its product is annotated as endoribonuclease endu-1. NCBI's taxonomy places the organism in Eukaryota, Metazoa, Cnidaria, Anthozoa, Scleractinia, Pocilloporidae. The record is from RefSeq and is a predicted model, not a curated record. Gene Ontology annotation, molecular function: RNA endonuclease activity.
GUCGGUGGUUGAACGACCAAUUGUUAUAGACGGACAUCUCGUGUACUAAGAGGAAGAUCAUUAAGAUGAAAGUCUUCGUCUUCAUUUUGUUGACUUCACCGUAUGUCGCGAGGUCUCUCUACCUUGGAGGUCAUGUUUGUCAAAAUAUAUGGGAUAGUGCUAAAAACAAUCUGCUGCUUCCUGGAGAAUUAGCUGUUAAUGAGGGAAAUUACCAAAACGCGUUGUUCAUGUUGGUGAAAGGAGGAGGAUCCCGAGGAGAUCAAAAACUUCAAAGUGACGUCUUUACCAGCUUCCAUGAUUUAUUAGUUGACUUUCAAGCUCCCCCCCCGAGUUUUGAUCAGCACCAUAUAAAUGCCUUCAUCACCGCAGUAACCCAACCAGGCGGACCCGGGGAAGCGGCAUUCAACUACUUGAAAACUCAAGCGAACGCACUUCCUCAUGGCGUGUAUACUACCAUGCCACAGUUUAGACAUCUCUUAAAACAAAUGUGGUUCUUGAACAGCCACGGCUUUAAACAUGUUUUUAUUGGAAAUAAAUUUCCAGCUUCCAACGAAUACAACGGAUUUCACAACUGGUACCAGUUCUACACGGAAGAAGUUAGAGGCAAAACAGGGAUAAUCUGUCUACCGAAUGUCGAGGCGAACAAACGGCCUUAUUUCCUGAGUGAUCUCUUGUUCACAUGGAGAGGGGCAAAAAAAGCCAACCCGAGCAGCAUGUUUGUUGGAACAAGCCCAGCGUUUGAUUUGGCCUUGUUCACCACUUGCUUCCUUAAAGGACGCGGAGAUGACGGAGGGGGAUUUCCGAAUGGACCGCCAAUAUCAACCUACUGUCAGUGCGAUAUAGAUACGCCUGGGAUCGGAACGAGCAGAGUAGAGGUUACAACCGUCGAGAACAGUAAUGGCAAGGUCGUCACAGCCUAUCCAACAGCUGUUUAUUAGAGAUAAAUGGCAUUUGAGGAUGAUGAAAGUUGUCAGGGUCAUUGUAAACCAAACAUCAUAUAAGGCCAGUGUAGUCCGGUCUAAGCUCUUUGUCAUUGGAACCGAGCGAUAGUGAGGGCCAACGACAUCUUUCGGUUGCCUUCCGCCAUUUUUUCCUCCCGCUUUUGUCUUCUCUCUUCCAGUCAAAGGAGAACCUGGAACAGGCUACACAAAGGCUAUUCAUGAUUUAAAACCUCAAACCAAACGGUAAUGAAAUAAAAUCAAAGGUC